CGGAAUAAGCUGGUUACGCAGAACCAGCCUGGCCACAGUGACGCGAGAUUUCUGCCGGAGAUGUAUCGAGAUGGGAGUGGAUGCGACAAAUUUGUGGGGUAGCAGAAGUACGGUCGGGUUGGAUGGUUUCGUGUACGGCGACUUCGUCCAUCUCUAGCCAUACUCAAUGUGUCCGAUCCUGAGGAGACUAUCAUGGUCGCUCUCCGACGGAACAUCGAGGAGCUCCAACUCCAAGUGGACGCGAAGGGUCAUCAGCCAUGUUAACCUGAAGCUGCUCAGUGACAAGCGUUUAACCCAUGAUUGACUCGUAAAAACUCCGAUCGGGCGGCUAAACUGUCGACAAAAAUGCCCAAAUGCAAGUCGAAGACGAGGUUUCUACCGGCGACGUGUGCUUGGACGCUGUUGAUCACAGCGACAACGUUGUUUUUCGUGUUUCCCUGCCCAGAGUUGACUGGUCGGUACCACUACAGCAUCCCCAUUGUGCAGGGUUUUGUGACGUUUUUCGUGCUUGUGAAUUUCUCUCUGGCCACAUUUAUGGAUCCUGGCAUCAUCCCAAAAGAAAAGAGAGGCACACGUCAGCCCUCAUAUGCUGUGAAAGUGAUCGAGGAUAUUGCUCGUGAAUACAAGCCGUAUCACGAGAAGGACGACGACUUCCGGUUUCCACUGUACAAGAAUGUGGAAAUCAACGGCAUCACGGUUCGCAUGAAGUGGUGCACAACAUGCCAGUUCUACCGUCCUCCGCGCUGCUCCCACUGCAGUGUGUGCAACAGCUGCAUAGAGACGUUUGACCACCAUUGCCCGUGGGUGAACAACUGCAUAGGGCGGCGCAACUACCGCUACUUCUUCCUCUUCCUGAUCUUUCUCAGCACCCACAUGAUUUCCAUCUUUGCCAUGUGCCUCGUGUACAUCCUGGAUAACCGCCAUCGCCUCAACAGUCACCACAGCAUCAUCACAAUGGCCAUUAUAGUGAUCUGCACUGUACUCUUCAUCCCCAUCUUGGGCCUCACGGGGUUUCACAUAGUUCUAGUCUCUCGAGGCCGGACCACAAAUGAGCAGGUCACAGGAAAGUUCCGGGGUGGCUACAAUCCAUUCUCAAGGGGUUGCUGGAACAAUAUUUGCUACACCAUAUGCGGGCCUCAGUAUCCUAGUUAUGCCAGCCACCGCAAGAAGGCCAAAAAGACAGCAGCCACUCCUCCCUGUUCCAACCUCCUCAAGAAGAAUGACAACCAGGUGAAAAUAUACACGGACAACAACGCUGCCAACAUGCGUAGCCCCAUGGGCAAUGCAUACAACAAGAUGUCGCAGGGCUUGGUCGAGCCGUCCGACAUCGACGCGUUCGAGGCGACGCAGUCGCGGGACUGCGAACCCUCGCCACCGCAGCCGCCGCACCACGGCUCCAAGACCAACUUCUUCAGCCCGACGGGCAGCGGCUUCCUGCCGGGUGACGCCGCGGCCCGGCAGCACCCGGUGCCCCCCAGUAGCCUGGGCGGCGCCCCUUCCAACAGCAUCCCGCUGCAGCCCCUGCGCUGGCCGCAGAGCCCGUGCCGCACGCCGCCGCGCAGCCUGACUAGUCCGACGGUCGGCUCGCCGCUGCGCCGUCCGCCGCUGCCGUCGCCCGGGGCGGCACCGCGCCGGCUGGUGGGCGGCGGCGGCGCGAGCCCGUCGGGCCGGCGCUUCGCCUCCGAGAGCGAGCUCGACCAGGCGAACGGCAACUACCCGCCGUGCGCACCGACGGCGCCGUCGGACCUCUCCGCGAAUCGGACGCUGCUGGGAUGGGAGGCGCGGCAACCGCCACCGCGGCCCGGAUCGCGCGGCGACGUCAGGGCGACGCCGACUCCCGGAGGCAGUAGUGUGUCGGCGCGGCGGUUGAGCGGAGGCGGCGGCGUUCCCGGCGGGGGGACCCCGCCUCAGGGGCCGGGCAGCAAGGGCUCGGGCCUCGAAGGAACCCACUACCCGGGGCGGGCCGCACCGCGGCGGCCCAUGUCGUUCGUGAAGGCGUUGGAGAUGACGGACUCUCUGGAGAAGGGCUCGUCGGGGGCGCGGCCGCAGCGCAACGCCGACGGCACGGUGCCCGCGUCGGGCGAGCGUCGCUCGGUGUACGACAUGAACUAUGAGAUUUCGGUCUAGCCGGCUGGGUGUUAGUCUCGCGUUGCCUGCCGUAGUCGUGUGCGCAGGCGGAGUGUUUGUAAGAGCUUGCGGCUCUCUCGAGGCCUUCGCCGCCAUCAGGGUACCGCAGAUAGGGUGGAAGAACCAAAGUCCUUUGGUGUGCUGGCUACUGUGCUGAAUGUUCGUUUUUGGAGCACCUGCUGUGUUCUGUUUGUUCCCGGCCUGUGUGGAACGUUCGCGAAGCACUCUCCUGCCAUCAGCAGGAUUGUUAGUGUAAACUCUGAAGCACGUUGCCAAGCACCCGAGGAUGGCAUUUCCAGUGUCGGAAGGCGGGCGGCAUUGAAACAAGGGCAUAGAAUGAACUGCCAGGGCCUGGCCCCCACUCACAAGCAAAGUUUGUGCGAGGGGCACUGGGUCCCACUGUGAUGCUGGUCAGCUCUGGUGCCCUCUGCUGCAUGGAAACACGGGGCUGUUAUGUACAUUAAGUGCAGCUGUGGAUACACUCUUGUUUUGUUGGUUGGUAUAGUCUGUGUUUGUUGUUCUAUGUGUUUGCCAAGGCACAUCUGCGGAGAGAGUCAGCAUUUGUGUGCCAUGUCCCCUGCGUUCUCAUUGCCGUUGUAGCACUGGCCCACACUCCCCUGCUUUGUCUUGUGUAACUUCAAAAAUGAAUUCCUCCUUUGCUGUAAUAUUUUUUGCCAAUUAGGACUGUUAUUUAUUAAUAUAGAGACUUCCUGUGUCUCGAACGCUGAGCAGCAGAACAAGCCACCUCUGUCCUUAGCCUCCUCUUUUUUUUUCCCGUGGGUUCGAAGCAUACAGCUAGGCUAAGCUAGUGUACAGUUGACGUCUUGAAAGGAACAAGCUGGUUUACUUGUUGGACGGACAGUUUUUGCUAUGCUUGUGUGGGUCACUUUUGAAUGCUCACUCACUUCUCUACAGCUGUAUUUAAAAGUUCGACUUUGUACAUAGGUGUGAAAUAUGUCACAGGUCUCGCAGAGACCUUCCUGAUGCACCAACAACCUGAAGAGCAGUGUUCUGGCUCAACCCUGCCAUUUUUCCCAUUCAUUUUGUUUUUCUGUCUCUCUCUCUCCAUUCUUUAUACUUGAUUAGAUAAGUAGUGUGACAAAAAGAGGCUUAGGUGUACUUUGCCAGGCCUGUGAUCUAGUAUUAUUGUUCAUUUGUCAAAGUGCCAAUUCGAAGAGCUGUAGAAAAUCUGUUGGUUGCACUGCAAGUGUACAAGGAUAAUGUUGAGCACAAGUAGUCUGGGCCCAAGUAACAUUCAUUCUGUCUGUUUUUCCAGUUUUCUUUUACACACUGUUGGUGUGUCUUCUUUUCCUGUACAUUUGUGAUUAUUGUGCAGUUUAUUUUAACAGCUAGCCCCUCUUUCUGAUGUUCUUUCUUUUGUUUGCUGCACGAGGCAGUUGUGUAGGCAUGAGAGAUAUGUAUGCAUCAUCAUCACACAAUGAGUUUUGUUGCAAUUGAAACGCUCAUACUUAACCUAUAUUUACAUACCAGCAGAGAGAGAGAGAGAGAAAGGGCCCUUGCUGGCAGGGUUCUUUUUGUUUUGUUUUGUUUUCCCACAUUUUUUUUAUAUAAUGUGUGUUUGUGCAUGCUGACUGACCGUCUGCUGCUGACGUUUUAAAGUUGAAGAUAUGGCGUAAUUUUUAUCUUGUUUGUUGAAUAAAUGGGUUCAGUUGGCUGAUGCAAAA
Messenger RNA from Dermacentor albipictus, 3812 nucleotides. RefSeq names its product palmitoyltransferase ZDHHC8-like. Gene Ontology annotation, biological process: protein palmitoylation. Lineage: Eukaryota; Metazoa; Arthropoda; Arachnida; Ixodida; Ixodidae. Gene Ontology annotation, molecular function: palmitoyltransferase activity. The record is from RefSeq and is a predicted model, not a curated record.